This is a messenger RNA of Trichoplusia ni (cabbage looper), 555 nucleotides long. RefSeq names its product 60S ribosomal protein L27a (gene RpL27A). Gene Ontology annotation, molecular function: structural constituent of ribosome. Gene Ontology annotation, cellular component: ribosome; cytosolic large ribosomal subunit. The record is from RefSeq and is a predicted model, not a curated record. The transcript is spliced from 5 exons. Lineage: Eukaryota; Metazoa; Arthropoda; Insecta; Lepidoptera; Noctuidae. Gene Ontology annotation, biological process: translation. Bases 77 to 523 code for a protein of 148 amino acids.
AGUCACGGCACUACAUGACCAUAGAGGAGACCCGUCCUUUCAAUCUUCUUUUCAAAAGUUGACUGAAGACGAAAAUAUGGCCACCUCCAAGAAGAAGACCAGGAAGCUACGAGGACACGUGAGCCAUGGGCACGGUCGUAUUGGCAAGCACCGUAAGCAUCCCGGAGGUCGCGGUAACGCUGGUGGUGAGCACCACCACAGGAUCAACAUGGACAAGUACCAUCCUGGAUACUUCGGCAAACUUGGUAUGAGAAAUUACCACUUGAGGAAAAACAAGCUGUUCAACCCCGUACUGAACUUGGACAAGCUGUGGACCCUUGUGUCCGAGCAGUCGCGCCUGAAGUACGCCACCGCCACCGACGGCAAAGUCCCUGUCAUCAACAUUGUCAAGGCUGGUUACUACAAGUUGCUUGGCAAAGGCAACCUCCCCAAACAGCCCGUCAUAGUCAAGGCUAAAUUCUUCUCCAAAACAGCUGAGAGGAAGAUCAAGGCUGUGGGCGGUGUCUGCGUCUUGUCUGCGUAAUUUAAGUCUACAAUAAAUUUAUAAAAUCCACA